AUGUCGUCAGAACGUCUCGCGGGCAAGGUUGCCAUCGUCACCGGUGCCGCUUCUGGCUUCGGUAGAGGCAUUGCCACAAAAUUCGCCCAAGAAGGUGCCAGAGUCAUUGUCGCGGAUCUCUCAGAAGACGCCGGAAAGCAGGUUGCCUCUGAGCUCGGCGGCGUCUUUAUUCGCACCGAUGUCACCCAAAAGGCCGACUGGGAAGCCGCAUUGGCGCUGGCCAUCAAGGAAUACGGACAGCUGGAUAUCGUUGUGAACAAUGCCGGUGCAUCUUACUCAAACAAGGCGACGGAGAGUGUAACGGAAAAGGAAUUUGACAUGGUGAUGAACGUCAAUGUCAAGUCCAUUUAUAUGUCGACACAAGUCGUUGUACCGUACUUGCUCAAGGAGAAUCGCCCUGGCAACUUUAUCCAGAUUGCAUCAACAGCUGGAAUUCGGCCCCGUGGCGGUUUGGCAUGGUACAGCGCCUCCAAGGGAGCUGCCAUUACCGUUACCAAGGCUCUCGCCUCUGAAUAUGGCCCCAAACAGAUUCGAUUCAACGCCGUUUCUCCAGUAGUUGGCGUCACUGGAAUGACCAAUCUCUUCCUGGGGUCUACAGAUAUAUCAACCUUUGUGGCGACGGUUCCUCUUGGCCGACCGUCAACACCGGCAGACAUUGCCAACGCCUGCUGCUAUCUUGCCAGCGACGAGGCUGCAUUUAUUACGGGGGUGAAUCUCGAGGUGGAUGGUGGACGAUGUGUAUGA
Trichoderma aggressivum f. europaeum is the source of this 744-nucleotide messenger RNA. RefSeq lists its product as uncharacterized. The transcript has 2 exons. Gene Ontology annotation, molecular function: oxidoreductase activity. The coding region runs from base 1 to 744 and encodes 247 amino acids. The record is from RefSeq and is a predicted model, not a curated record. Lineage: Eukaryota; Fungi; Ascomycota; Sordariomycetes; Hypocreales; Hypocreaceae.